Molecule: messenger RNA, 1194 nt
Organism: Pseudozyma flocculosa PF-1
Lineage: Eukaryota; Fungi; Basidiomycota; Ustilaginomycetes; Ustilaginales; Ustilaginaceae
Exons: 3
Coding region: 1-1194 (397 amino acids)
Cellular component (GO): fungal-type cell wall
Molecular function (GO): structural constituent of cell wall
Source: RefSeq, a predicted model, not a curated record
AUGCAGUACCUCCACUUCCUUGCUGUCGCUGCGGCGGCUUCUGCCUUCCCCACGGCCUUUGCCAGCGGCGUCGAGUCGCGCGGCAUCGAGAACUCGGCCAACUUUAUCCCUGUCGAGGCCACCCUGGCCGGUCUGUCGGGCGUCGUCAACGGCGUCAAGACGGGCAAGCGCGGCAUUGAGAACUCGGCCAACUUUGUCCCCAUCCAGGGCACCAUUGCUGGCCUCUCGGGCGUUGCCAACGGCAUCGCCACCGGUGCCGAGAAGCGCGGCAUCGAGAACUCUGCCAACUUCAUCCCCAUCCAGGGCACUAUUGCUGGCCUCUCGGGCGUUGCCAACGGCAUCGCCACCGGUGCCGAGAAGCGUGGCAUCGAGAACUCGGCCAACUUUGUCCCGAUCCAGGGCACCAUUGCCGGUCUUUCCGGUGUUGCCAACGGCAUCGCCACGGGCGGCGAGGAGAAGCGCGACCUCAAGAAUUCUGCCAACUUUGUGCCGAUCCAGGCCACGGCUGCGCUCCUUUCCGAGGUCGAGAACGGCAUCAAGACGGGCAAGCGCGACAACAUUGAGAACUCGGCCAACUUUAUCCCGAUCCAGGCCACGGCGGCGCUGCUUUCGGGCGUCGAGAACAACAUUGCCACUGGACAGGAGGCCUAUGAGCACAAGGCCGACGAGAUGAAGCACGGCCACCACGCCAAGCGCCACGACGACGACAUUGACAACCACGCCAACUUUAUCCCGAUCCAGGCCACGGCGGCGCUCCUGUCGGGCGUCGAGAACGGCAUCCAGGCGCGCGCCCCGCUCGCCGCUGGCCUCAACGGCAACCCGACCGACCUCCUCACGGGCGCCACCGGCGACUCGAGCCCGCUCAAGAGCCUCAUCCGCCGCUACGCCGCCGACCACGACGGCCGUCGGCCAGCGCCCGCGCCCGCGCGGCGAGGCGCCGGCGCCGGCAUGUGCUCGAUCGGCGAAGUCAAGUGCUGCAACCAGGUCAUCGAGGACCACAGCAAGAAGGAGGCCCUCGCUGGCCUGGCGGGCAUCAACGACGUCCUUGCCGGCAACAUCGGCCUCAACUGCAACUCGAUCCCCAUCAUUGGCGCCACGAUCCAGAACCAGUGCAAGAGCUCGCCCGUGUGCUGCCAGAACGUUACCCAGGACGGCCUCAUCAACUUUGGUUGCAUCUCGCUCCCGAUCAACUAA